Molecule: messenger RNA, 1488 nt
Organism: Panicum virgatum (switchgrass)
Lineage: Eukaryota; Viridiplantae; Streptophyta; Magnoliopsida; Poales; Poaceae
Product: putative disease resistance protein RGA3
Exons: 2
Coding region: 1-1488 (495 amino acids)
Biological process (GO): defense response to other organism
Molecular function (GO): ADP binding
Source: RefSeq, a predicted model, not a curated record
AUGGCCGGUAUUGAAGUCACAGCAGUACGUGCUGCAAUAUCGACAACGUUGAAUGUUGUGGUCAACAAGUUAGCUCCACCAGUAAUCGAGUGGUACAGCUCUGUAGACGGUGUGGCAGAAGAUCUCCAGGAGCUCCUAGAUCUAGUUAAGGAGAUCAAAAGGUGGUUGGACACAUCAGGAUAUGAAGCUAUGGUGAGUGACACGUCAUUUAACUGGCUCAAAAGAUUAAAAGAGGUUGCUUACGAUGUCGAUGAUAUUGUCGAUGAAUUCCAGCUGAAGGCUGAGAAACAUUCACUGCUGGCCAGCAAGAUCAAGAAAAUCAAAAGAAGAUUUGCUGCUGUUGUGAAGCAAAUAACAGAAUUCACUGCAGUGGCAAACAGUAUAUCAGUAGAUCCUCCUGUUCGGCCUAGAAACAUGAGAACUGGGGAGAUAUCAUCAUGGCCUGACAUUGAUGUGACAUCAGUAGUCGGAAGAGUUGAAGACAAGAAGCAAAUAAUAUCCAAGCUGGAAGAGAAUGAUGUUCAGCAGAAAAUCAAGAUAAUUUCCAUCCUCGGGCUUGGAGGUUCUGGGAAAACUACUUUGGCUAAACUGGUUUUCAAUGAUGAUAAAAUUAAAAAGCAUUUCAAAGUUACUCUAUGGGUUCAUGUGUCACAAGAAUUUGAUGUUGACAAGCUAGUCAAAAAAAUGUUCGAAGCUUUUGCCGACAAUAAUCCAGGGCAGCAUGGCAUGCCAUAUAUGAAAAAACCAAUCUCGGACAAGUUGAUUGGAAAGAGGUUUCUUCUUGUAUUGGAUGAUGUUUGGAUUGAGUCCCAAUUUCACUGGGGAAAAAUCAGUGAGUUUCUCAUCAAUACUGGUGCACCAGGAAGCAGGAUUUUACUAACUACUCGCAGUAGUAAAGUUGCAGAAACAGUGGGAUCCACGGAUCCAUUUAAGUUGCCACUGUUAUCUGAGGUUAGCAGCUGGCAACUUUUCAUGGAAAGUUAUGGAAUGGCUGCAAACAAUUUGGGCUCUGAAUUUCUUAAGGCUGGAAAAGAGAUCGUGGGUAAAUGUGGCGGAGUGCCAUUGGCAAUUAAAGUUCUUGCAGGUGUUCUUCGUGGCAAGGAACAUAUAGAUCAGUGGAAGGCCACGAGAGAUAGCAAUUUACUAUAUGUUGAGGGUGAAGAACAUAGAGUAGCUGCAUGCUUGAUGCUGAGCUAUUUUCAUUUGCCAUCUCAUCUGAAGCAGUGCUUCACAAUAUGUUCUGUGUUUCCUAAAGGCCACAGGAUUGAUAAAGACCAACUGAUUGACCUCUGGAUUGCUCAUGACAUGAUCACUGUCGAGGAUGGUGUUGAUUACUUGGAUUAUGUUGGCCAUAAGUGCUUUAAUUCUCUAGUGCAAAUGUCUUUCCUACAAGAUGUGGAAGAAGAAGAUAGGAGAGUGAGAUGCAAGAUGCAUGAUUUGGUUCAUAUCUUGCCCGAUCGAUCUUGGGUGAUGAAGUUUCAUCUGUAG